This is a messenger RNA of Rosa rugosa (rugosa rose), 3487 nucleotides long. Its product is annotated as pentatricopeptide repeat-containing protein At1g71460, chloroplastic. Gene Ontology annotation, biological process: RNA modification. Bases 59 to 2098 code for a protein of 679 amino acids. Lineage: Eukaryota; Viridiplantae; Streptophyta; Magnoliopsida; Rosales; Rosaceae. Gene Ontology annotation, molecular function: protein binding; RNA binding. The transcript is spliced from 2 exons. The record is from RefSeq and is a predicted model, not a curated record.
ACCAAAAUUGAACGUCGUCAAAAUCAAAACACACUGUCACUUCCACUACUGAUAAGCCAUGGAAGGUUUAUCAGUAGCCUCACCAAGUCUCUCUCUGCAAAUCCACUCCUUCCCGCCAAAAAUUCGCUUCACCGCCACCGGCGGUGACAACCCUAACAACCACCACGCCUUCAAGCUUCACGCUUUAUCACGACGACGCCGAAAACCUCCGAAAUUCGAAGAAAACGACGCGUUUCCGGACUCGUUACCGCUCCACACGAAGAACCCACACGCCGUUUACAAGGACAUACAAAGAUUCGCGAGGCAGAACAAGAUCACCGAGGCCCUGGCGAUUCUGGACUACUUGGACCAAAACGGCAUCCCCGUCAACGCCACCACAUUCUCCCACCUCAUCACCGCCUGCGUCCGCACGAGGUCGUUGGACACCGGCAAGAAGAUCCACACCUAUAUUCGGAUCAAUGGACUCGAAGCCAACGAGUUUCUGCGCCGGAAAUUGGUGAAUAUGUACACGAGUUUCGGGUCGGUUGAUGAUGCACACAACUUGUUCGAUGAUGUGUCUAGCAAGAACGUGUACUCGUGGAAUGCGUUGCUUAGAGGGACUGUGGUUGCGGGUGGGAAGCGGUACCGUGAUGUUCUCGAGACGUAUUCGGAAAUGAGGGGGUUGGGGGUGGAGAUGAAUGUGUAUAGUUUCUCUAAUGUGAUCAAGAGCUUUGCGGGCGCUUCGGCGCUUUCGCAAGGUUUGAGGACGCAUGGGCUGUUGGUGAAGAAUGGUUUUGUUGAUAGUGUGAUUGUUGGGACGAGUUUGAUUGAUAUGUACUUCAAAUGUGGCAAGAUUAAGCUUGCGCGCCAAGUGUUUGAGGAGAUGGGUGAGAGGGAUGUGGUUUUGUGGGGAGCUAUGAUUGCGGGUUUUGCGCAUAAUAGGUUGUACAAGGAAGCUUUGGAGCAUUUGAGGAUGAUGGUGGAUGAAGGGAUAAGGCCGAAUUCGGUUAUAUUGACUAGUAUUCUUCCGGUGAUUGGGGAAGUUUCGGCACGAAAGCUUGGGCAGGAAGCGCAUGCUUAUGUGCUGAAGACAAAGAGUUAUUUGAAGCAGGCAUUUGUUCAGUCUGCUUUGAUAGAUAUGUAUUGCAAGUGCGGCGACAUGGAGAUGGGAAGACGGGUUUUUUAUAGUUCAAUGGAGAGGAAUGCAAUUUGUUGGACUGCUUUGAUGUCGGGUUACGCUGCAAAUGGGAGGCUUGAGCAGGCAUUGAGGUCGGUCAUUUGGAUGCAGCAGGAAGGGUUUAAGCCGGAUGUGGUCACGGUUGCCACUGCCCUUCCGGUUUGUGCAGAGUUGAAGGAUUUGAAACGAGGGAAGGAGAUUCAUGCUUAUGCUGUGAAGAAUUGCUUCUUGCCCAAUGUAUCUAUUGUUUCUUCUUUAAUGGUCAUGUACUCAAAGUGUGGUGUCUUGGAGUACUCUAUAAGAUUAUUUGAUGGUAUGGAGCGGAGAAAUGUUAUUACGUGGACAGCCAUGAUAGAUUCCCAUGUUGAAAAUGGCUGCCUAGAUGAGGCACUUGGUGUCAUAAGGUCAAUGCUUUUGUCAAAGCACAGGCCAGAUUCGGUUGCAAUGUCAAGGAUGUUGGCUAUUUGCGGGGGACUAAAGAAUUUGAAGCUUGGGAAGGAAAUGCAUGCACAAGUUUUGAAGAAGAAUUUUGAGUCCGUCCAUUUUGUUUCUGCUGAACUUGUGAAAAUGUAUGGGCACUGUGGAGCAAUUGAUCAUGCAAAGUCAUUUUUCGAUACAAUUCCAGUCAAGGGUUCAAUGACAUGGACUGCAAUUAUAGAAGCUUAUGGAUAUGCUGGCAUGUAUCAAGAAGCAAUUAGUCUUUUUGAUCAGAUGAGAUCUAAAGACUUCACUCCAAACAAUUUCACUUUCCAAGUGGUUCUAUCUAUUUGUGACCGAGCUGAAUUGGUUGAUGACGCUUGCCGUAUCUUCCGUUUGAUGUCUCGCAGAUAUAAAACCAGGGUAUCUCAAGAACAGUACUCUCUACUCAUUGAACUUCUUACUCGAUCUGGCCGCAUUGAGGAAGCUCAGAGAUUUAUACAAAUGAGCUCAUCUUUAGUAUAACAGUAGAUAAUUGAACCUUCCCUUUUCAGGAGAUAAAUUCACUGUAGGUGAGAAAAGUAGUAAUUGUUGAUUUUUAGACAAAUAUGUUGGAUCAAGAGCCUCACUUUAUUUUGGUCAAUGCAGUAGUGGUUUGAAUAUAAGGCUGUGCUACAGGGAUUUUGCUUACACAGAGUUCUUAGUUCAUAAUCUUGGGGAUCCCAGUAGAUUAGUGAUUUUGGAUAUCCUGCUUGAAUUGAGAAUCAACAGUGAGUUUGAAAUUAUUUGUGUUUCCAGUACCAAUGAGAUUAAUGUACUCGUGGCACUGCUUCUGCUAUUUUGCUUAUAAUUAUAAUAAAACGAACGUGCAAGGCAUAAAUCUUAUGUUCGAGAACAAGGAAAUAGCAAAUAUGAAAGAGGACUACGGCUUCAGUUGAAACUGCAUGUUCUAUGUUAGUGAUGUCCAUCCCGUAUUGUUACUUGUUAAUUAUUUAGUCAGUUUCUCGGGCAUGGCUAUAAACGAAGAGGUACUGUAUAUCCUAGUGGACAAUAAGUUUCUGCAUCAAAUCCUGAGGGAUUGGAAGAUAUCUGACUUCCCAAGUGAUUUUUUGUUUGGAGCCAUUACUGCUGCUGCACAGGUGAAAUUGAAGGAUCAGCAAAAGAAGCAGGAAGAGAGAUCAACCAAGUGUUUGGGACAACUUCGAUUGACACUUCCAGAAAGAAUUGAGGACCACUCUAACAUGUCUAGAGGCAUUGAUUCCUAAAGCUUGCACAAAGUAAAAUGUGAGAUUUUAAGGACCUUGGAGUUCAUUCUUACAUAUUUUCCAUCUCAUGGACUAUGAAUCUUCCUAACGGAUCCUUAAGAGAUGGGGUGAGCUAAGGGUAUUGAUUACUAUGACAGUUUGAUUGAUGAGUUCAUCGAGAAUUCCAUCGCACCCCUAUAUGAGCUUAUUGCCCAUGCACACAAUCUUUGAAUGGAUCUCGGCUUUCUGAAUCACUCUUUCAUGGAUGAUGUCAAGGAUUGCAGUGAAAUUUGUUUCAAAAUCUGGAGCAUAGAGAGAACUGGAUUACAAUGGUCGAACAUAUUGCCAACUAAAGCCUCAUGAUUCAGGCUUUGCUCACUGCCUACGAAAGACAAUACCUCAAGCACAUUCUGAUAUAGUACUAAGUGGUUCCCUAAAUUCCUAAAGGGUCAGAAAUUCUCACUGAAAUUAUGUAUCCAACUUUAUGUUGAGUGGAAAGAGCCAAAAAGAAGACUGGUGUUGGUUGUACUCCUAAUGAGCGUUUCAAAUUAUCAAGGACAGCACUAAGUAGAGCUUUAUCAGUUAUCUGGAGUGCAGAUAGCUUUUAUUUCUUGCUCUCUGUUCUAGCUAACCUUGUAACAUAAAAGUGUGACAGUAUAAUACUAAGUUG